AUAAAACAAAGGUAGGUUUAGACAUGGUGAGGUGCAUGAUGAUAAAGCAAAACUUCAACGAUAUAUGCAGCACGAGCGGAUAUUGUGUGAUAAAAGUGCAUUCUACACUAUAUCACGGACAAUGCCAACACCACGUGUUCGGUUCAUAGCGUUGUCGAUGAACAAUGUGGAGAUGUGAGACAACGCGUGACACGAAGUCAUUCAGUUACAUGGUGAUAAAAGUCGCUACAGCAAUUACAACCUUUAUUGGUGACUGUCCUCGAAUGUAGGUAUGGAAAUUGUUCUAUUGCAAUUUGUUCGACGUUCAGUUGCUUGAAGAUGAAAGGAUUAGAAGAAUAUACGCUGAAUUUGUCAGACAAAGCAAGUAAUUGAUUGUGAACUAAAUCUAAUGCAAUAGUAACUAUUUGUUUUGUGAAAUUGUGUUACGUUCAAAGCUCGGCACGAAAUCCACAGUCUGGCUCAUACUAGCCUGGUUUUGAAGUCUCCCCUCUGAAUCCGUACUGGGGAACAAAAUACACGGUCGACAGAUAGAGGGCUAUUGCCGCUAAUACUAAAUGACACUUUCAUUGACAAUUUGGCAUUUGCUUGAUCGCCAUCGGUCAACCUAACUGGGAUGUAAUCGGUAACUGAUAGCUCACAUCCCAGCAGUUUCCCUGGCCGAAACAGACACAGCCGAUAGGGAUCGGGGAUGGUUUGGCGCUAAGAAGUGUCCACAUUGAAACAGUUGACUCAGCCCCGUUGGCCGAAUAAUUGCACCGGGGUGGUGGAAGAGCGUUUCCGUACGAUGGAUGAUAAGAGAACUCACUACCUCACCCGGCGUGAUAGGGAGAUAGAAGGAGCCAACGGGAAAAUGGAAGAUUCAUCGAAUCUCUCCCACAGUACCGUGCCGACUCGGCUCAGUUGUAUUCGGGACGUAGUGCAAUGUAGAGCGAAAACUGUGAGUUGACCGUUGUGUUGUGGAUUGUUGUUGCGCCAUCAUUGAGACGGCUGCAUCAGAAUCCUUACAGUCAGUAUAUUGCCAUACCCCACAACAACGCCCAGUACAACGAACGUCCCGUUCGCCCUGCUUCAUUCACGUGUGGCGCAACGUUUGGUGGUAGUAAAGUGUCCGGUAUUUCGGUAAAGUAGUGUUCGAGCAAAAAGUACAAAAAAUCUGAUUACUCAACAAUAUCCGCUGUAAGCGAAAGUCUGUGACCGUUAUUGUUUUUGCGAGUGUUUUAGUGUCCUUCCCGAACGGUCUCAGGUUGGCCGAUGCUCUAGGUGCAAGAACGAGAAAGAUCGAAGGCGUGAAAAUAAACUUUACAGCAUAAGGGAUUCAUAUUUUGUGGCAGUUGUUCCAACCGAACGUUACCUUGACAUUCAGUCGUUUAGCGUGUGCCGGAAAGCCUUAAUCAUCUUCUGUUUGCAAAAUGUGGUCCGGUUUUGCAGACUACGUAACAGAAGCCUGACACGAUACGCACGUGCGUCUUCUUAGGGUGAUUUCGCCGCAAAGCAAAAAGAGCAAGGAGUUUUAACACCCAAUCGUAGCGAUUCGAUCGCACAAUCGUCCGGCAUAAGUACACCCCCGUAUAUCAUCUUUGGACCGGCUUGAUGAGAACGCACUCGGUACUGGGAGGAACGAGAAACGCUAGGAGCGACCAAUUCAACGCACUGCUAGCAACACUUAUGCAUUAUAUUCGGGAAAACGCGAGCACCGAAUCCGCCACCUACUGUCUCCGGUAUAUGCCCAAAGAUCCCCGGCUUAGAUCGACAGGAAGACCCGAUCCUCGUGGGAUACCAUUAAGCCGCAGCAGCACCACCAUCACCGCCUGCAGCAAUAGUACUAGUAGAAGUAGCAGUAAGAGUACAAGCACUACCACCACUAUUGCAAACGUACGCUUCCGCCGUGCUGUGUUGUGUGCCAGUGGCAAAAAGAACAUCCGUAGUAAUAUCCGUCCUAUCGUCGGCGACGCCACCAGCGUCAAAGUGCGGUUGUUUCGGUCAACGCCGAUUGCAAAGCAACGGAACGAUCAGCAACGUAGCAACAGUGACACCUUGACCUGCCUUUCCGAACAGCUGCUUAACGGCGUUUAGUAUUCAUCGUAUUAGUAGACGCUGUGUAAUACCACAACAAUACUGCCCUACAUUUUCGAUCAGCAUUACGCACGUUUACACUGCUCGAUUAACGAGUAUAAAACAUUGAAAAAAUCGUUCAACUUAGUUUGUGUGUGUGUGUGUGUGCAUUUGUUUGUUGCUGAAUGAAAAGUUUCCCUUCCGUGCGUAACAAAACUCAACCACUUUGGGAAGGCUCAAAAGCAACUGCUCGAAAAUGGUGCUCGAAAUACGCGUAACCGAUCCGUCGGAGAAAUCGCUCACACCGGAACGGGUGAAAUCGUUGACGGAAGAGCAGGAAGAUCGUAGAAAUAACAACAGCCGCCACUCGCCAGGUCGUACACCGAUGCGUAUUGGACGAGAUGAACUAGAAGCGAUCAAGACCAAUCUGCUCAACACGAAUGAAGUUACGUUCAGUACCGUGCUGGAUACAGAUCUUUGUCCGCCUGGUUCACCAGGUUCGGGGCGAGGAAAUUAUGGCAAGAACUUGAGUAUGGCUCAGUUAAAGGUGCCAGGUGUUGUUGGUGGUGCUGCUGGUGAUGAUGGUGAUGGUGAUCGUACACGUCGAACGCGCCUGAUUUCGGAACUAUCGGAAGCGGAUUCGAUUCUAUCUUCGUACCAUGAGCCGGAGAAGAAGAAACCACCCAAAAUUCCCGACGGCGGGUAUGGAUGGGUGAUCGUGUUCUCAUCCUUCAUGAUCUCGCUUAUCAUGGACGGGGUGUCGUUCUCGUUUGGUCUGAUCUACACCGAGCUGCUCGAUUACUUUGGAGAAUCUAAAUCAAAGACGGCCUGGAUCGGGUCGCUGUUUAUCGCCGUACCUUUGCUAUCUGGACCGAUCAUGUCCAAUCUGGUGGAUCGCUACGGUUGUCGCAAGAUGACCAUGCUUGGUGGAUUCAUUGGAGGAAUGGGUUUUGUGUUGGCUUCCUUCUGCCAAUCAGUAGAGCAGCUUUAUUUCACCUUCGGCAUACUGUCCGGCGUUGGGCUUGGGUUCGGGUACGUGACCGUAGUCGUCUGUGUGGCGUUCUGGUUCGAUAAGCGUCGCACGUUUGCUACAGGUAUCGGUGCCUCAGGUACCGGCAUUGGCACGUUCGUGUACGCUCCACUCUGCCAGUGGUUGAUAAACAACUUCGGAUGGCGUGGGGCAACACUUAUCCUUGCCGGUACACUCUUCAAUAUGGUAGCCAUGGGUGCGCUGAUGCGCGACCCAGAGUGGAUGAUCGAGGAAAGCAAGCUCGAAAGCCGAGCCCAAAGCAUCCAAACGUUCUCGAACUCAAGUGUUUAUCUAGAUGAGAUCAAGAAGCUCAUCGAGACAGGGAUCCCGAAGGAGCACGUGCUGGAUACGCUCGUUACGAAUGUCAACACGGAAGCGAACCAGGUCAUACCACCGGAAGAUCCGGCUAUUAAUAAAAAGUAUCAGAGCUUGGUUGCACUGCCAACUUUCUUUAGCGAGCAGGAACAGCUCGGCAGUGGUGCACGUGCCAAUGGCAUUCUGCACGCUAGUAAUAGAUCCCUACGCCACAACGUUCUGACGAAGGAAGCGUUCAAGCGCAGCGGUAGAUUGGUUCAAGCAAAGGCACGUCUGGCCAGCACGGAGACACUUAACUCGUACGAGAAACUUUCCGACGAGGAGAACGAUGAAGCACAUGACCAGGAGCAUCUGGAUGGCAUUAGCCUUGGAAUUCGUGCUUCACUGAAAACACUUAGCGUAGCUUCGUUGGAGGAUGGCUAUCUGAGCGUUAAACGCCAGCAAGAGCUACACGAAAAGGCGGGUGGAAGUACGUGGUCUUUGGAUGAGGUCGCUCUUGCUGGAUCCCUUGUCGUUCCUGUGCCGCACGGUGAUGCUGCGGUCGGUGCUGAUGGUAGUCGUGCAGAGAAAUGUCGCAGCUUUCGAGGCAAUUCGCUCGAUGUGGUGUACGAGAACGAGAUCUUUAAUCCAAACGUGGACACCAACGUAACGCUAGUUGUGCCGAAGCAGACAAAGCUGCUGCACCAACGUUCAGUUGCGCCGCGCGGUGGAGGUCUCAAGAAACAACAUUCGCUUGGUCGUCAGCAUUCGAUGCGUUACUCGAACUUUUACAAGGAUAUGCGGCUGCAUCGGAACUCUAUUCACUACCGGGGUGCGUUACUUAACACACAUCGAUAUCGAUUGAAGGCGUCCUCAUGUCCAAACAUUUAUCGCAAUUCGAUGACAACGAUUGCCAAGGAGCAGGAUGAGCCAUGGUACGGUAGCUUCAUCGAUACGCUGAAAUCAAUAUUCGAUUUUUCGCUCUUUUUCGAGUUUCGCUUCGGUAUGCUCGCCAUCUCCACACUGCUUCUGUUCGUUUGGUACAUCAUUCCCUAUUUCUACAUCCCUGAGUAUGUGCUGAACUACAAUUACAGUGAACAGGAUGGAGCGAAUCUUAUCUCUGUGAUCGGUAUCACCAACACGAUCGGUAUGGUUGGUCUUGGUUGGCUCGGCGAUCGGCCUUGGGUGAAUGUGUCUAAGACGUACGCGGUGUGCCUGGCACUAUGCGGUGCAUCGAUCUUUGUCAUGCCGUGGGUGAUCUCGAGCUACGCAGCGAUGGUGGUCCUGUGUAUUAUAUUUGGCUUUACCUUCGCAAGCACGUUCUCUUUUACGCCAAUCAUUAUGGUGCGGUUGGUGAGCUUGGAUGAUUUUACCGUUGCGUAUGGACUGGUGCUACUGGUUCAGGGCAUUGGCAGCCUGAUCGGACCACCGAUUGCUGGCUUCCUGUACGAUGUGACCAAUCGGUGGGACGAUUCAUUCUACGCAGCCGGAUUCUUCAUCUUUCUCUCAGGGGUUUGUGCUUGGGCGAUUGGUUCACUGGAACCGUCACCGGACAGUCAGGACGACGACGGAGAGAAGGAAAGUGAUGCUCUCAGCUCGACAGUUACGGCGUAAGCAGAGCGAAGCGAGGAGAAAGUGUUUGCCAGCUGCUGUACAACUGAGGUGCCUUUUGUACUUAUUCAACGAGUGUGUUCGUUCUCAAGAAGAAAGCAAACCAUAGAAAUAGUAAGAUUUUCGUUUCAUGUCUUGUGUUCAGGCGUUGCAGCAUGGUAUUCCCACUUCCCUUUUUUGUUUAACCAUCCCUAAAAACUAACGAACGGACUACCUCGAAACAAGUAAUUCGCAAUCAAUGGUGUAAUUUUUUGGUCAUGUUAGAUAAUCUUUUUGUUUUACGUUUCAACGUUGUUAACUUGGAAAUUUUAAUGUUAGCCAUGUCUAGCUUGCGAAAAACAAAUUACAUAAUUAAACAACGAUACUACACCAUAAUUAGCGCUAUAGGUCAACGAACGUCAAUCGAAUGCCUUACAGUAAAUUAUGCCUAGAUAGAGUAGUUAAAAAUCACCAUUUAAAAAGUGAAACUUAAGACAUCCUCGUGUUCUAAUAUUCGAAAGAGAGAGAGAGAGAGAAGAACAAACGAAAAUAGAUACAAUCUAUUAGGAGUUCCAGAAGUAAUUAGAUAACAAAUAUAACUAGGCAAAGAAUAUAAAAAGAUAGCUUACGAUCCCGCUUCAUUAGUAUCAGGGCAGUAGUUAGGAAGUUUUCCUCCCGAUUUGCGAACUUUUUCAAAAGCAUAUUGUAUGAGGGAAGCUUCCGGGACCAAUGUCCUCACUUUGUUUCAUAGGCACAUUAGGCUAGCAUAGAGUUCUUCUCAAAACACAUCCUUCUCUCCCACAGCACUGGGACCAUAAUCAUUUAUCAUAAAAAUGGAAUUGUAUUUUUGAAAUCGUGAAAUUGUGUUGCUACACGACGGUAGGUUAACGGUAUGCACGUAGGUACUAUACAUUUUAGGCUGUCCCAGUAAGUUACUAUAAGUAGACACACUUAAAAAACAAACAGGGCUCUUGUGAUUGUAUUGUGUACUUGUAAAACAAUUUUUUAUCGUUCGUGGUUUUCUCUCUCUGGUGUUUAUAUACACUUGUUCUUUAUUUUAAUGUAUUUUAGAAAUUAUUUAGAAAAAAAACAACAACAUACAAAUAGAUAAAUCAAUGAAAGCGUGUGUGGUAGCAUAGAAUAGCACGACAUUUGUUUUUGUUUUCUAUCCGUACUUACCAGCAAGAUGUCUUUUAUAUCUAGACAGAAUAAAACUCCCCAACCGGUUCACAAGUUA
This is a messenger RNA of Anopheles funestus (African malaria mosquito), 6203 nucleotides long. RefSeq lists its product as uncharacterized. Bases 2309 to 4990 code for a protein of 893 amino acids. The transcript is spliced from 5 exons. Gene Ontology annotation, molecular function: monocarboxylic acid transmembrane transporter activity. NCBI's taxonomy places the organism in Eukaryota, Metazoa, Arthropoda, Insecta, Diptera, Culicidae. The record is from RefSeq and is a predicted model, not a curated record. Gene Ontology annotation, biological process: transmembrane transport; monocarboxylic acid transport.